CUGUUUACCAAAACAAAUAUACUUCGCCUACUGAUCCGCCGUUUUAUAUGUGGUGUCAAUUUUCUGUUUAAAAACGGCGCGCAAAGUGCGUCCAUAUUUAUUAUUACCGAGGUUAAGAAUACUUGGGAGAAAUCAAUUCGUCACACUGAGUUAUUUGUUUUUUUUUUAUUUCUCCGAAUGGUCAGUAUUUGUUUUAAAUUGUGGUAAAAAUGCUUCCGAUUCGUGCGCUGAACGAGGAUUUUGAAGAUAGCUGUAGCAGUGUAGAAGCAGACCCUAAAGUUACAGGAGAAGCAGAGGAAACUAUAAUUGUUACGGAAUAUCUCAGAGCGCUGAGGUUUCAGAAUGCUAAUCAGACAAACGAUGCUUUGAUUAUAUUCUUAGAGUUACUAGAAACGGAAAAGUUGUCAAAGGCAUUAAGCAAGUCCAAAGAUAAUAAAAUAGUCAUGGUGAAGUACAAUUGUUACCGUAACAUCGGCUUUAUAUAUCAAGAAAAAUGUGAAGAAAAAAAAGCCUUGGAAUAUUUGAUCAAAGCAAUCGAAUUGGACGACACAGAUGUUUCCACAAUGUACUCUCUUGCCAAAUUAGCUUUCAACACAGGACAAACACAUGUUGCUCGAAUGUAUUAUGAGAAAUGUUUUGAACUGAAUCCAAACUAUUGGCCUUGUUUGGAUGGAUUGUUACAAGUAUAUUGUGCAUCGGAGAACAUUAUUGAAAUAUUUCAUUGGGCGGUACAUUGCUUCAAUAAAGAUAAUCAAUACAAACGUACCACCGAUGCAUUUGCCGAGAUGCACAGAAAAUUCACGUCAACUCUUCCUUUCUUGGAAGAGAUGUACGCUUUUCCGUUAAAAGGACAUGUUCAUGCAUUGACGUUUGGUGGCAAAACCAACUCGAACUUUGGCAUUCACGAUGAUUUGACUGGCUCAGAGCAUGCUCAAACUAUGGAAUAUGAACCGUUUGAGUUGCAGACUGUGGAUUGGGUUGUGUUGGGGAAAAUGAUUUUACAAUUGUGUAACAGCAUUGAGAACUCACACCAGGACUUUCUGCGAAUGUUGAAGUUAUCUAGCUCCAAAUCACAAUGCGAGUCGAGCAAACCAGAGAGCAACAAUGAUAAAACGUCUUCUUUCGUAUCAAAUCAAAUAAUCGAAGGGGAAUCAAAUAAUCAGAAACAACCAGAUUUAUAUUGUGCUUUUUUCAUCAGCGCUUGCGAGGGAAGCGAGCUCAAUAAAAAGUGGUGCACGAUCGAGACGCCGAGGAUCCAGUUCAGAUCAACACACAUUCAUCACACGCUACACAGCAGCGAUAAUGUAGCUGACUGUGAAACGAAAAAUCGUCGACGUGGAAGCGAAUUGAAGAUACUCGAACAAUGGGGAUGGCAUAAAAAUCGUCGAUCUUCGCGAAAGAAAAGUAUUCAUGAAGCAAUUGAUCCAAUUGAAUCGACAGCGGAUAGAUUCCUGAGACGUUCUCUAGGUCAAUAUUUCUUAGAAUCAUUCGAGGAUGAAUUGUCGCCCUUUUCUGGGAAGGUUUAUGAAAAUAGAGAUGACAUCUGUAAUCAUCACAUAAUGCUGAAAAAUCCUGAAUGUUCUCUUAGUUAUUUUUGUGAUACUAGUAAACAUGGUUUGGAAACACUUAUUUCCGAGCUACAGAAUUGUGAAUUCGAUGCAUAUGGACUGCUUUAUCGGUACCUCCAACAUUUGUCAUUCUAUUGGAAUGAAUACAUACCAUCGGAAAUACGAACGGUCUACUUGGAUCUUUUCAAUUCUUUCAAAACGCACAACUCUAUUCAAUAUUGGAAUCAACUUUCUAAUUCAGAAAUUUCAACACUUUAUCGGAUGUCAUUAUUUUUUUUAGAGCUGGAAUUUGACCGAGUCGAAAAAGUAACAGUCGAUUAUGGAGAGAGUGAGUUGGAUGACGAAUUCUUUAAUUUUCUGAAUAACUUGCAAUUGUGUGGCUCGCAUCUACCAGAGGAAGACUAUUUUCUCUAUCAGUGCAGGUAUCAUUGGUUGAACUGCAUUGUUUCAUUGUUUAAAAACGAUCUUCAAUCUGCAAUGAAUAGGUUGGAACAGAUAGAAAAACUCAUUGCACAAAAUUCCAAAGAAUCCGAAACUAUAUCGAAUCAGCAGUUGAGAAAAAUAUACGACUCAGAUUAUAUCCAUAAUUCGAUAAUUUUACUACGCCGUCGAAUAUGUCUUGGUUGUGUUAGAAAUAUGUACGGAGAACGUAAUUAUCCGGAGUUAGUUGCUAUUUUGAAGGAUAGUUUGAUUAAUGUAACGGGAACACAAUCCAACGAUAAUUCGAUACUAAGUGUACCUACUCAGAUAGAGUUAUUGCUGGAGUGUCUUUGGAAUAUGGCAGAUUUUACGGAUUGCAUCAAAUGGGCAGAAAAAAGUCUAAAAUACACAACGGAUAUUUUUACGUUGCAUCCACAUGACGCAAAUCAUCAACAAAAAUACGGGAAAACUAUUAACUUCAUACUUGAUUAUAUCAUUUCGAUCAUUAAGGAAGGAAGCAUCGAUAUACUUGGGCUCGAAAGUGUAUCUCGAAUGGUGCAAACCAUGCAUAAGAUUUUAACUGUUCAGUUAGAUCCUUCCGAUAAAUACCAGAGUCAUCAAUACACAGUUCAAUGUUGGAAGAUCUGGGAAGUUGUCUACUAUCUAUUGGAAAGACAAGAUGAUAGAAAUAUGAUUUAUCGUAAAAAUUGUUGGAUUGUAAAUGAUGUGUCGAGUAAUGGGAUUGAAGACGAAAGUAUGUUGAAUUCAGUAAUGAUGUUUUUCAUUGCACAUGAACUACUAGGAAGGCGACAAUGGUGUUCAAAAGAAAAUAACGAGCUACUAUUCAUGAUGCUGGAUGUUAUCGUUCCUAAAUUGCGCUCUCCCUUGUUCGAAGCAUAUCGCGACAUCAUCAAUGAAUGUUUAGAACAAGCUACAUAUUGUUUAUAUGGGUACCCUCCAAGAAAAGGUAGAACGCGUCAUAUUCAAGAUCACGAAGCCACUUCAAGUCAGUUGACCUGGGAAAAAGCAAUUCAACUAUUCGACAUUUACCGUCCCGAUAUACUCCCAGAGUUUAAUUCAUAUAAAAUUGACUCAAUUUCUGCUGACAUGGAAGCAUUACUGCAACACAUUCUGUUAAUAAUGCCAGUGAAUUGUGAUGUAACGCAGCACACUACAACAAUAACUAAUUUCAUUAACGGAGAUGAAACCGCAAUUCUGAGAGCCUAUAGAAAGGAUGUGCUGCCUUUCAGUAUUAGUUCGAUAUAUUAUCUUUUAGCAGACUAUUAUUUCAAAUGCAGAGAUUUUACAAAAGCCAUUAAAUAUUAUGUCAUGGAUCUGGCCAUUGAACCAAUUCGGUUUGAUUCAUGGGCAGGUAUUUCGUUAUCAAAAGCCAGCAAAUGUGAAACAACGUUAAAUUCAACUGAAACGAUAAGAUUUGAGACAUUUAUUCGUGAAACUAAAAGUACCAUGAGAUGUUUUGAGCAGUGUAUAAUGCUGAAUGAACUACAUCUUCAAUUAUGGGUCGAAUAUGGAUCUUUUGCAUACAACGUUCAUUCUUAUUGCUCCAGGGCCCUGAAAUCCCGAAACCAGAGUAACUCUAUCGAGAUACAGCGGAAUGACUAUUUGAAUAUAGCAUUUGAAAGCUUCAAUAAAGUGAACAUCGAGCCCACUAACGGAAUUUUAAAAGAAGACCAUUUUGGACGUGGAGAUGCUGGAAUCCAUGAGGAUGAAAAAUGGCUGUAUCAUUAUAUGCUGGGGAAAAUAGCAGAGAAAAAAAAGGAACAGCCAGUUAUUUAUUUGACACAUUAUUUGAAGUCAGCCAAAUUUUUAUAUGAUUGUAAUGCCACAUAUCCUAUAAAAGUAAACCAUAGUAAUCCUUCACAUCUUUCAAUAGAAGCAUUAGAAUUGUUUUACCGAACAAACGCUGCUAUCAUAAAGUAUCUUGAACAGCAUCCAUCGGUUUGCAAUCAAAUAGCAGGAUUAUUGAAGAAAAUAUUGAAAGAGCUAGCAACGUGUCCAUUUGCUUUUAAUCGAGCAAAAAUCAAUGAUGCCGCAUUCAAACGUAAAUUAACAGAACAAAAUAAUGAUAUAGUCGUCGAUAAACAAACCAAAAAUAACACUGGUCAUCUCGAGAAAGAAAAAGAAGAAAAAGGCAAAGCGGACAGAAAUUCACAUACUAAGAAUGAAAAGGAAUCAAUUGCUUUUGAUAAUUUCGAUAAUAUGAUGGAAAUCAAUGUUGAGUGUCACAGAAAUGACGAAAAAUGCUUAACUAGAAGGAUAUCACAGGAAGACACUCCAUUGAGUAACACGACUACUGCGACCAUUAGUAUUGGAACAAGCUCUGUUUCAUCCGAUUCUGACUCUCCAAAUUCUGCUCUGGAUUUUAGCUCUGAUUCUGAAACUGAGAGCACGACUGAUGAUGAAGGUCCACUAUCAUCUGAUGAUCGUGACUUGAUGUUCAAAGACUGCAUAAAAAACUUAGAAGAAUGUAUAACUAGGUUUCCCGAGCACUAUAAAUCCGUUUAUCGUCUAGCGUAUCAUUAUUUAAAUACUUCUGGUUCGCACAAGUCCAUUGAGCGCUGCCGUGAACUACUCUUGGGUGUUUAUAAAACGACGUUGGGUAACCAGAUAAAUGGAUUGUUUACAGAACGAAAAAAUAAUAACUUCUUCAAUGGGAUCUGGAGGAUUCCAUCUCCAGACAUAGAUAGACCUGGUAGUUUUGCAUCACAUCUUUCAAAAUGUGUGAUUGUCCUUAUUGAUGUAUUAAAAUUAUCCUAUGAGCAUGAAACUCUUCUGGAGCUAUCACUACAACUCUAUCGAUCACCUGACGUUGAUAAGAAAUAUCUGAACGACGCUGACCGUGAGAAAUUAUUUGAAGUAGCAGUUUCUUGUUGUAUUGAAGUUUAUCAGCAAAUGUUGGAAAAAAAUGUACAGAAUAAUGAUGACAAUGAAAUGUUAAACCUAAUGGUUAGCAUUUUCAAGGCUUAUAGAAAAACUAUCAAGCACAUGCAAAUCAAGGAACGAAUGUUCUCAACUAUUCUAGUACAUUUGUAUAAAACGUACAUCCAGGGUAAAGCCGAAUUACCAAAUAACGCAAACAUCCUAGACUUGGCUAUAAAAUUAUGUACAUACGAAAUAAAUUAUCGAAAAACAACAGAGAAAAUAAGUAGUAUGAACAAAUGCAUCCCAGCAACGGUAGAAACAGCCACAACAAUCGUUACACCUAUGCAACCCAUAUCGGCGUCUUAUAUUCCAGGAUUAACUAAAUCACGCAAGGUAAAUGUGAACAAACAUCAACCAUCAACGCCAACUAUUUUAACGCCGGAGAUUGCGGCUCCAACGUCCUAUUCGAAAUAUGUGCCUACAGGUCCUUCAACAAUUGUUUCAUCUUCUUUGCCUGGAUUAACAAUUACACCUGUUAACGUAUUAAAUGUGAUUCAAGCGGAAAUAUCUGCAUCGAGUAGUACAUGCCAUGGAUUAACCUCAGCAUUUUCACCAAGUAAAUCAAAUUUAUCAGGUGGUUUCGGGAGCUCGAUAUCAGUGUCUGAGAUUCCAAAAAUGUACUUGAAUGCAUUUUCAACUAUUAGCCCGAAUAAUGUAUCCAUAGAUGGUAAAAAAAAGUCAUCACAAUAAAUGAGUCAGAAUUAAAUGAAAAAGGAAUGGAAUGAAUGAAUGUUUAAUGGUACAACGUACGGAGAUUAUAAUUUUAGAGAAAUUGUUUGAACGUAGAAUAAGAAAUUGAGCUUCAGCUUGGGUAGAUCGUACAUUUCCUUGCGAUUGCAGAGAGGAAAAGCCAGAGAGGCUGGAAGAAAAGGUUUGACAGAAAAAAAGAGCGCUUACGGA
This is a messenger RNA of Toxorhynchites rutilus septentrionalis, 5831 nucleotides long. RefSeq names its product calcineurin-binding protein cabin-1-like. Gene Ontology annotation, molecular function: nucleosome binding; protein binding. Gene Ontology annotation, cellular component: nucleus. Bases 210 to 5621 code for a protein of 1803 amino acids. The transcript is spliced from 22 exons. Gene Ontology annotation, biological process: chromatin organization. NCBI's taxonomy places the organism in Eukaryota, Metazoa, Arthropoda, Insecta, Diptera, Culicidae. The record is from RefSeq and is a predicted model, not a curated record.